AGCUUUCAUCUGAUUUUCUUUCUCUUCAUAGAUCAGCCACAACAAGGGCCUGUUGUUGUCUAAAAAAUGAACCUAGCUGAACCGGGACGUAUUGAAAGGGAAGAGGCUCCUGUUCUUCAUUUGUUAUCCUAGCUGCAUAUUUGCAGGAGUCUUGCAUUUCUUAAGCUGCAUCCACAUUUUUGGGACUUGCCAAGGCUUGCUGGGGAGUGACCGAACAGCUGGGUGCCAAUUUACUGCACACUCCCUACUCUGCACUAAGUCUCUGCGUAAUCCUUUGACAGGAGCAUAAGCUAUCACACAAAAAAGAAGAAUUGAGCAUGGGGAAAGUGUGUCCAGUUUCUUCUGCUCUUCCUCUGUUUCCUGGCUUAUUGGACAGCUUCCAGGAUGGAACAUGAGGCUACACAGCUAGAAAAGCAGCAUGUGCAUAGUGUGUAUGAAAAUACAGCCGCCUACUUCAAUGAUCUACAGAGCAAAGUGUGGCCUCGUGUCCGUCACUUUCUGCUGGAGCAGAAACCUGGCAGUCUCGUUGCAGAUAUAGGUUGUGGAACUGGAAAGUAUCUCAGUGUCAACAGUCAGGUGUAUAAUCUCGGCUGUGAUUACUGUGGACCAUUGGUAGAGAUUGCAAGGAGGAAAGGUGAUGAAGUUCUGGUAUGUGACAACCUUAACCUUCCCUUUAGGGAUCAAUGCUUCAAUGCAGUCAUUUCCAUUGGAGUGAUCCAUCAUUUCUCAACUAAACAAAGAAGAAUCAAAGCAAUAAAGGAAAUGGCAAGGGUGUUGAUACCUGGAGGCCAGAUGAUGAUUUAUGUUUGGGCUAUGGAACAAAAGAAUCGCCGCUUUGAGAAACAAGAUGUUUUUGUUCCUUGGAACAAGGCCUUGUGCUCACGGCAUUUUUCAGAAUCGAAUCAAUCCGGAGAUAGGGGUGAACUUGUGCAUACUGUAAAAAGCCAAGAUAUACACCCUGCACAGCUGGUCAUCUCUGAUUGCAGCUAUCCAACCAAUCUGCAGUCAGAUAUUGAUUCAAAACAUUCCCACAAUAUGGAGCAUUGCCUGUCCAGAGCCUGCUGCCUGAAAAUUUCUGAAGAAGAAAACAGAUUUUGCAGUGCUCUAGGAAGAUCUUUCCGUUCAUGGUUUUUCUCCAGAUCCUUGGAUGAAUCAGCCCUGAGAAAGCAAACUGAGAAGAUGAAGCCUGUGAAGAAUGAAGGAGAAUGGGAAAGCAGUGCCAUAUCCAUUCAGCAUUCAAGACACUGCAGUUUGGAUUUAGGUCCUCAUGGGGCAUUGUUAAAAGAACAAAGUUUAGAUGAUGAUGAUGUGUUUGUGGAAAACCUGCCUCUCAAAAAAACAGCUUGGUUACCAGCCACAGAUGCACUGAAGGAUUUAAAUCUAAAUGGAGGACACCAAAGUGUAAUUCAGAGCAAAAGUGAAGAAACUCCAUUUUUGAGUGGCCCAAUGGAAGACAGGGACUACAGCUACAGUUAUAACAAAGAUGAUGCUGGUAAGUCUAAUGCCAGCAAAUUUUUCAAAAGAACUUCAACAACCGACUCCACUGAUUCUGCUUUGGAUUCAGCAGUGUCUAUUGGGGACCAGACUGCUGACACACUGGAUACAAAAGCCUUCAUGCGUUAUUACCAUGUUUUUCGGGAAGGGGAGUUGUGCUCUCUGGUAGAAGAGAAUAUGCCUGAGCUUCAGAUACUUUCUUCCUGCUAUGACCAUGGAAACUGGUGCAUUAUUGCAAAGAAAAAGGGGAAAUAGUUGUAAAAAGAACAAAACGGAAUUUCAGUAACGGGAUUUUAAAAAAUAAGAUGCUUCUUGUGUUCCUGUGAUCAUGCAGUAUGACAUGGAAUUUCAAUCUCAUGUAGCUGUGUGCCAUCCAUUUGCAAUUUUACUGUCUACCUAUAUAUCUGUCUAAUGCAAGUUCUGUAUAUAGAAAUGUAAGUGGUUAACAAUAUUUAUGUUUUGUUAAACUUUUAUGAGGUUAAAAUUGGAAAGUUUUAUAUUGCUUUUAGCAAAUAACAGUGUUUUUAAAUAUACUUUUCUAUUGAAAAUAAAACCUUUUUAUAAGACAAGGAAGGGAUCAGGGCAUCUUUUGUGAGAAAUAUCCUUUCAGUAGAAAGUUAAGGCUUGGUUCUUCAACCUUUUUGACAUAACUUAAACAUGUGUUACAUUACUCCCUGUUCUGAUAUAGUUGUCCGAAUCUCAGUGUCCUACAGCUAGACAGAUAGGUACAUCUUAAAAUGUACUUGAAUGUAGGCUGCCUGAACACAUGCUGCAGAACUGGCAGCAAGCAUGGUCCCAGUGCUACUUAUUUCAGAGUAGAGUUGUUAAUAGGCAAAAACCAUGUACAAAACAAGCUCUGCAUAUUCUGUCAUUAGAGGUUUCUAUUUGUGACAAAGUGACAGGACAGAUUUUGAACAGUAUUUUGGUCUUUUCUUUAAAAAGCAAUUUAAUUGGUGUCUCAGGUGGAGGGUAAGUUUUGUAUGUUAGUUCUCACAAAUACUUUAUCUUAAUUUUCUUUGCUGUAGUUUUUCUCUGGUUAUGCGUACAGAAAAGUCAGAGAGGUUAGUGAGAGUAUCAGUAUUACCUAGAGGUUACAAGCUAUAAAAUACAUUGAUAUACAUAUAUGUUUUUGAUAAGCCUGGGAAGCUAAGGUAAAAUGAAUGAAAUUCUAGUGCAUAUCUGGUCAGCUGUCAUAUUUGCUCUCCUCACUCACUCACCUGAGAAUAUUUACUAAAGGUCUUUUAAAUAGUGUAGAUAGGAAGAGGAUAUGAGUCAAGUUUGUAAAUAAAAUAUUGUAAAUCAGAUUACAAACUAUUUAAAAUCCCUGUCUUCUGCACUUUAAAUGAGUCUUUUGAAGUUCCUGAUGUCUCUUGGUGUUGGAGACCUAAAGGAUAAUUUACUGCUAAAACAGCUUUCCCUUUCCCCGUAAAACAUAAUUUUUGCUGAGCACUGUGUCCAGUCAUCAUGCAAUUGUACCAGGUUGUAUCACUGGCACUCACAGAGUUCCUCACACUCAAAUAAACUGAUCCCUUUCAGUGGGACUGGUUAUGAGGUAAAGUUAUAAGUGGCAUAGAUAAAAUAAUGUCUGCCUCUGGCUUAUGAAGAUCAAUAAUAAAACCGCAAUUGUUAUCAAUGAAAGCAAGGUUGGGCUGUGCUAACUGCUUUGUUUGCAUGUAGUUACUCCAUUUCCAGGCUUUAUUUGCAGUCAGUGGUUUUGGAGUAGGACACGUCUCCUGCAGGUGUGAAUUGGCAUGAUUUCUGGACCAUUUAAUGCAGCUACGCAGCUUCACCCCAAACCCCUUUGGAGAUGCAGUGGUUUUAGAGACCCACGUAAUUAAAAUGUCUGCCCACAUAAUUAAGAUUCAGCAAAGAACUUUUUGAAAUAUAAAGCAACAGCAUUGAAAUAUCAAAUUUCUUGCACAUGCUUUUUAAACUUUUCCACUCUGUGCAGUGUAAGUAGAUGGAUUUUGGGUCAUUCAGUAGAAAGCACUGACAGUUGUGAAUGCUUUCAGAUGUAGCUGGCCAGGAGUAAUUACUACAUGGUUAUGUAUUGUAUUUUUGUUUGCCGAAGUGAUGCCUGUAGACCAAACAUCUUUGUCUUUCUCAUAGUUUGGGAUCCUUGUACUUUAUCUGUCCUGGGACUGUGCCAAGUACAGGAGGGAAAUACCUACAUUGCUCACUGCCUUUUGAAAAUAAAAACAUAGUCAAAGAAACAUGCAUCAGAGACUUCUGAAAUAUUAUUCCACUCCAAAUAUCACUUUCAACACAGCCCAGGGCUAUGCUUCUCCAACCCUGUGUCCAAGUCUCGCUUCAGAAAACCAGCAAUGUUUCCUGCACUGACAGAUCCAGCUGCUCCCCGCUCACAGCCCCAUGGCUGUUCCCCUUGCACCUGCAAACUCAGGUCUUAGAAAGCUGGUGCAAAAAUCCCUUGCGGGCGUAUCGCAGAGCCGGCAUGGAUCGUGCUGAGCUCAACACCUCGCCUGCAGUGUGCCCAUACCCUGCCGGGGAGACUUGCCUCAUUCCUUGGGAACAUCCGGAGGAGCUCGAGGAUUUCAGAAGUGAACCCAGUUGCUUCCAGAUAAGAUGUGCUAGUGGAUAUUCAGCACCUCUGAAAUUCGGGUCACAUUUUGGUAGGAGGCAAUUGAUCAUCGUCGUGUAGCCAACUUUGAAAGUUUGUACCUAAACUCCAGCAUGCAGGAACUCCUUUGUACAUAUACAAAUGUAUUUAUAAAAAUGUGUAAAUGUAAAGUGUCAGCCAGGGUUAGUUAACUGGGAAAAGGGGCAUUAUAAUUUUGUUAUCUGCAUUUCUGAUAUCUAUCCAUGGAGUUUUCAGUGUGUAGCCAAGCAGGCUGAUAAAUUUGGGGUGAAUUAAGGAAGGAAACAUUUCCAUUCUCUUUACAACAGAGUCUUAUUAUCCUUGCAAAAGGCCGAACCUAUAUUUUAGGCUCUUGUAAAGACUUCCUGCGCUGUCAGCGGUAUGAGUAAGAGCUGUCAUCUCGAAGCCACUAAGGUGUCUUUAAACCGCUUCUGUGUUUGUGGAAUUUUCAUGCAUUGUUUGACUUGAGAUUCCUGACGGGGGAUGCUUUUCACCAUCACUUAUUUCUAUAUUGGAUUUUCUCUCGUUUUGAGCUGACGCCAUUAGGCUGAGUCACAUACAAGGUUUGGAUUGUGUCAUUAUAAAUCGCGGGGCAGGGCACGGUGGGUUAACCAUGCUGGAUUUAAAUAUUCAGUUUUCCCCUGAGGACGUAUAACCCCCAUGUAGCGCAAUCGUUACAGCUUGAGGAUCAGUCAGACGAGGUCACGAAAUCACAGGUCUGCGCAGCGAGCGUCUGAGUCAUGCCUUUAUUCAAUCUCCAUCUUCUAAGGGAGGCUACCGACUUCCGCGGCAGCUUCGCCAGCUCACGAGAAGCCAGCCUGCCUCGCUCAGAGCGCUGCCCGUGUCUCUUUUGAUUGAUUUCUCUUUUGAUGCGGCCCAUCUCCAGCAAAAUGUCAUUUCCCAAAUAAUCCAUGUGAUCCCAGUCGUUACUACCUUACAGAUGUACUUAAUGUGCUCAGAGAAGUGUGUUUGCCUUUGAAAAGCCCGUAAGAAAUAACUGAAUAGAUAAGUACAAUCCAGCUGUCCUUACAUGCUAAAAAUCACAGUGAUGUCCAGACUGCAAGAUCUGACUGUUACAAGGUAAAAAUGAGAACGUAGUCCUGUGUUUCUCCUCUGAUGGAAGGGCAAAAUUGUCCCCCUGGUUCGGCCAAUAUCAAACCUGCUUGACUUCAGUGGGCUAGGAUUUCUCCUGCGUUGCUGAUCUAGCUUUAACUGGCGCAUGGAGAUGUUGUAAUUACACAGGAAAGGAUGCCCUGUUUCCUUACAAUUUAAUUUACUAAUAUCCUUGUCAGUCUGAACCAGCUCAAUGCAAGCCGCUACCUUAUUAACUCUUCCAGACUAUAAUCCAAAUGGACAGCUGUAAUAAAAAAGAUACAGUUAAACAGACUUAUUUUUGAAGGACUACUACAAUUGCAAUAUUUGAUAAAUGAUACUUAAUCUUUUUUUUUUGUUUGAAUACAUGAAAAUAUUUAUAUUAGAAGUGCAAAAAUAUUGGUUUUUUUCUACAAAUGGCAACUAUUUUACUUUCUUCCAAGCUUAUAGUACAGGAAUUUUAAAAGCACACGUGAGAUACGAAAACUAUAAAUAUUCUAGCAGAUCUUUUGUGAUAUGUAUUUAUAUACAAGUUAUUUAUGCGCACACUUUAAAAUCACGCAGGGUGAAGAGAUGUGUAUCUUAUACCAGCAGAGUGUUGUUAGCAAACCACCUCAAUAGAUCCUGGAUAGAAGUAAUGUCUGUGGUCUUGUGGCCUCUCUGCUAUGUCAUGUCUCCAUUGAGCUGUAUUAGUAUCAACAUUGUGUUGAUUCUAUUGAUCUACCGAUUUUUCUUGCUCAGCACAUUUACAGCAUUUGUGACCACUUUACUACUCCAGGAAAAUUAAGUGUGUCAGUGUUAAAUAUAUACAAAUGCCUACCUACUUUGUGACUUUAGCCUUUCUUAUUCUUACAGUGUAAUAAUUCUGGCAGCUACCCAUGAUUUUAUCUUCUAAUCUGCCAGACAAAACCGUGUUUAGGUACUGCUUUGUAAUCAUUUCUUUGUCCCCCAUGGACCUUCUUAUAUUAUCUAGUAUUUAAUGGGAAAUAAAUCCUACUUGGUUAAAAUAUUGUUUCCUACAGAACUUCUAUGCUUUAAGGUUAGUUAAUAAAUAUGAUAUUAGCUACUGGAAA
Messenger RNA from Dromaius novaehollandiae (emu), 6255 nucleotides. It is a transcript of the gene TRMT9B, whose product is annotated as tRNA methyltransferase 9B (putative). The transcript is spliced from 4 exons. Gene Ontology annotation, biological process: tRNA methylation; tRNA wobble uridine modification. Gene Ontology annotation, molecular function: S-adenosylmethionine-dependent methyltransferase activity; tRNA binding; tRNA (5-carboxymethyluridine(34)-5-O)-methyltransferase activity. The record is from RefSeq and is a predicted model, not a curated record. NCBI's taxonomy places the organism in Eukaryota, Metazoa, Chordata, Aves, Casuariiformes, Dromaiidae. Gene Ontology annotation, cellular component: cytoplasm; nucleus. The coding region runs from base 385 to 1749 and encodes 454 amino acids.